Messenger RNA from Heteronotia binoei (common prickly gecko), 4574 nucleotides. It is a transcript of the gene MTBP, whose product is annotated as MDM2 binding protein. The coding region runs from base 246 to 2855 and encodes 869 amino acids. Gene Ontology annotation, cellular component: kinetochore. Gene Ontology annotation, biological process: regulation of protein ubiquitination; traversing start control point of mitotic cell cycle; protein localization to kinetochore. The transcript is spliced from 22 exons. The record is from RefSeq and is a predicted model, not a curated record. Lineage: Eukaryota; Metazoa; Chordata; Lepidosauria; Squamata; Gekkonidae.
GGCCCUGCUGUAGCUCGACAUGGCCGAAGAAGGCCGCGUUUCUGAGGGCAGCGCCGCCGCCGCCGCCGCCGCCCGGCCUAGAGGCGGAAAGAGAAGGGCGGCCUUAGCCUCAGCAGCGGCCUGGGCUGGUGGCGGGAAGCGGAAAAGGCGCCUCGGCCGAGGGAGGAGCCUGCUGCUGCAGCGCGGAGCUUUCGAAAGAAGACGGGAGGCGGCGAUUCCAGAGGGGCGCCGCGCCGGGCCCGGCUAUGGACCGCUACCUUCUCUUCUUGAGCUGGCGAGGCGAGGGGGGACCCGAGAGCCCCUCAGGUUUGACAACUGCCAGUAUUUAUAACUUACUGGAAAUAAACUGCAAUGGCUCUGUAAAUGCAGAAGUUGAAGAAUUCCCUGCCUGUUCACUUGCUGGCAUUCCAGGUGUGAGGGAAUGGUAUUUUGCAGUUCAGUCAAUAUGUGGAUUCUAUCAGUUCUGUAGUUCUGACUGGGAAGAGAUCAGCUUUGACGUACUGGCAGAUCAAAGCAAUGACUCUGUUCAAAGACAUAUUGAAGAAUGUCUUGGUGGUGAUCAAAAUAUUGAGAAGGAAGACAGUAAUAGCAGGGAACCCAUGUCAGCGAUUGAUCUCUAUGAAGAAUCUGCUGAGAAUAUUCAUCAGUUAGCAGACAAGCUUCCUGCUCCCGGAAGAGCAAUGGUUGAUGUAAUAUUGCAGUCUUCGGAAGGAGAUGCUCCAAGGUUAAAUGAUUGCUUACCCGUUAUUGGUGCCUUGAAACAUCUGAGAGAAUGGCACACUGCAAAAAUCACUAUUUUUGCGAAGGAAGGCAAAACUUGGCAAAAAAUUGCUGAUUAUCUGUCUGCGAAUAUUGUGGCUCCUGAAAACCUAAAAAAUAGCAUUGAUCCAAGGGAACUGUGGAGAGGAAGUAUUCAGAUAUGGGAGCAAAAGUUUGGCUCUGGAAUUACCUUUCCAGAUUUCUGUAUAAGAAGUACUACAGCAAGAAGGCUAUUCAGUACUUCGUAUUUUGACAAGACUAAACGGGUGAAGAGUACGAACGCUCGCUUGCCAAAGGUUUUCCAUUAUUAUAGUCCUGCGCUGAAAUUCGUACAAAUGGUACGGCUGUCUGAUCUGCCUUCACCUUUGGUGUCAGACCUUCACUUUGACCUGAGCUUGGCAAGGACUAAUGUCAAAGACAAGUCUAUGCUCUUUUGGAGUCAGAUGUCUUCCCUGCAUGGAAAGGUUGGAGCCCUGUUUGCAUUGCCUUGCAGUGUGAGUGGAAUGUUGAUACCCUUGCCUAUCCAACUAAGUACAAAAAAAUGGAAGGAAUAUAUGGCCCAGAAACCUAAAGUCAUCAGUGUUCCAGAAGUUGAACUAAAAGGAGAGACUUGCAACAAUUAUUUCUUAGUACAGGGUGACGGCUGUGGAGGCUGUAAAGCAACAUUGAUCUUUUCAGCCAAUCAGAUAAAUGGCUCAGUCAUUCUUGCUGAAACAAUUGGAAAACGGACAAUGAAGACCAAGGAAGCUGAAGAAAAUAUGGCUGAAGAGAUUAUUAGAUCUCUUCCAGUCAUCAGUGGAGAACAGAUCAUACAGAGGGAGAAGAAACUGGCUUGUAUCCAGGCGUUAGCUUUGAAUCAAUGCCUAAAGAGGCAGCAAACAGCCAAACCAUCCAUGAUUGUUUCAGCUGAGGAACUGAAAUGUGUGUUAACACAUACCAGGGAAUGUUUUUUAGAGUUGUGGAAUGCUAGCCUUCCCAAGAGUGAUUGUCCAAUAACAGCUGUCCAAACCAGAGGUCAUGGGACAGUUUGUGAAUCAGAGCUAAAAUGUUUAAAUCCUUUGGAGUGGCCAGAAAGAAAUGUCCUCCAGAACUUAGAAAUCUUUGAAAAAAUUAAGCAAAAACCAAGAGUUUCUGAGCAGCUGUUGGGGCGUAAAGAUAGCCAAAAGGAGUCAACAACAUUACUUGAUGCUAAAGAGCUGUUGAAAUUUUUCACUCCAGAAGGGCAGCCUGUUGGGAAUCUUCAGCCUUUGCAUGUUCAGAAAAGUGAAAAUGCUUUUCUUCUAACACCAGAGCUUACACCUCGAAAAGUGAGAAGUUUGCCUUUUGAAAAAGCUGCUGGGUGCCAUUAUCAUGGCCUUGAAUACUGUCUGGAUGACAGAAGAGCUUUGGAAAGAGAUGUGGGAUUUGCUGAACUUCAAACUCGCCUGAUCCGUUAUGAAACUCAGACUACUUGCACCAAGGAGUGCUGCCCUGUGCCGUGUGUCCUGAGCCCUCUUCCAUCUCCUGCUGUGUUGUCAGAGUCAGGAAGCAUCCCGGAUGGGGAAUCUUUACGGAGGGACCACCAUACAGAUGUUUCCAAGCUAAAACGCAGAUCAAAAGACCAAGACAGCUUCUGUUCCAAAAAGAGGUUAACAAAAUCCGAAAGCACAGAUUCUCUCUUGUCUCAGGCAAGCGGAAGCAGUGGUGCUUGCCGAUCAAGAAGUGCCACAAGGCAGCACUCAGACAGAUCAACCUCUCUUCCGUCUGCGGCUGCCAAACAGUCUUGUCAUAGGGCACAGAAAGAAACCGCAAAGAGCAGCUCUGCAAGCCAGAGGUGUAUGAAAGAGCCAGGAACAUCAAAGCCAACAAAGGAGUCGCGGUCUCAGAAACACACACGGAUGCUGAAGGAAGUGGUGAGUAAAACCCUUCAGGCACAUGGCAUUGCUGAAGACCACAAGUGCUUUACUACCUGCAGCCAACGUCUCUUUGAGAUAUCCAAGUUUUAUUUAAAGGAUCUGAAAACAUCUCGGGGUCUCUUGGAUGAAAUGACUAAAGCUGCAAACAGCAAUGUUAAACAGGUGAUUGAAUGGGUUUUAGAAAAGACCACCAGGAAGUGACACACAACGGAGACUUUGAUGUUCUGCAGACAAGCAGGGUUAAUUAAAUGGAUACAUCGCGUGGUGUGCCUUGUUGCAUAGUCCACAUGCCUAAAACAAACAGCGUGUUGUAUGCGAAGACCUGCCAUGUAAAGAAUUACACUGAAGUGAGCUACUUCAUAUUUGUUUUGCAACCCUCUUGGCUUUUUUGUGUAUGGUUUGUACAGGUCUUUAUUUAGAAUAGUAAAAGCCAAGUUUUGUAACAGAUGACGGCUUUAUCUUUCUUCCCCUCCUGUCUGUAGAAUUUAAGAGGUGCUUAACUCUGUAAACACCUCUUUUGUUGUUAACAGGCUAGUUGUUAAAAAAAGGGAAAAUUUUACCAGUUAGUAGAAUCCUUCUACGUUUUGUUGGAAUAGCUGUCAAGGUUUGAUUUGCUUGCUGUAGAAUCUUAGUUGGAAGGUCAUUAAAGUGGAACAUACUUCUGAAACUCACGUUGGGCACGCCCACUGAUCUGCCCACAAAAUCCAGUCUGUAGAACCAAGAGUUGCAGCCAUAGGGCUUUAAACAAACAGUUCCAUUUGAGUUGGUGGCUUUUCCAGUUAGUCAUACAUCUGCCAUGUUUGUUUUUCACAGCCUUCUUUCUGAAUAGCCACUGACAGCACCCUAGCAGUACCUGCCUCAGGGCAUAAUAAAUGUUCUAGCUUCUGCUGAGAGGGACCACUCAUGUGGGGGGGGGAGGGUGGUUGCUCUGGUGGCAUUAACUGUUUUUCAGUACACCGGAACCUGAUAGAAUAGGAUCAUCUCCUCUUCUGCCAGUCAUGAGCCCACAAAGUGCCUCUGGGUGAGCUUUCUCAGCCUCAGAUGGUUUAGCCAGUGUAUCAUCCUGCCAAACAGUAAACACCUUUUUACCACACAACAAGUGCAAGUGUGCUGAAGUGGUCAUACUAGUCUGGUAAUUGUUGCAGCACCUACAAAAAGUAGAAAGAGGGUUCUGUUUGCAAGGGACCCAGAGGUGUACAACCAAUUUUUAGCAUAGUAAGCGCACAGUGGUGUAAUCUGAUGCAAUCCAGAUGUCUUCCUCCAAUACUAUGUUUCUGUGCUGGGGAUAUCGUAUUUUCUCAACUCUGACUGCACUCACUUUUGUAUUUUGGGAGGGAGAAAAGCCUUCCUUCUCCAGGAAGUCAUACAUAUUGUUCAUGCGGAUGUAUGAAUGUUACAUCAACAAAGCAUAUAUAAAACAAUAAGGAUUAACUGACCAACCAAGAAUCAUUUGCUACCAAAGUUACCAGUCAGUCCUUGGUUUCAUAAUUUUCAGCAAACCAACUCAUGUGGUCUCUGAAUCAAUGUGUCAGUUUCCACAUACAACAGACUACUAUGCGCUUUAAAAAAUAAUAUUCCUUCACAACUGUUCCAAUAAAUGAUAUUUUAUUAAAUAUAGUAUUUCCCUCUAAAAUAUAAAUAUUUUUAAACUAAACUCUUAUAAAUCUGGAGUAGCUCCAUAUUUUUCCAUUCUAUCAUACCCAACCAAAUAAGAGUCGGUCCAAAAUCUGCAUUUAAUUUGUCUAUAAAUAUAUAAUAAUUCCUCUUUACAAACUAGUUAUUCACUUAUUCUUCAUAUUAUAAUCUGAGCACCGUAAAUUACAUGACAUACUGUGUAAUUUAACUGUUGGUAAUUAACAGAUAAAUUCUGAUUAUUUACAAGGCAGAUAUAUUCUUAUCUAUAACAUUCCAGUGAUUUUU